CGCGCGUUUUGCGUUUGCUCCACAGCACUGCUAUCGCAACAAUAACACAACUAAAAUACGAUUCAUUUUAACAGCUUCUUCUUGUUUAUAGUAAAGCGAUAUUUCGCUGCGUCGGUUGGUUAAACCAGUGCGUUGAGGUUUUACUGAAACCAAAGAAUAAUACAGAAUACCCUAGAAUAAUCAAGGCGCUUUGUUGAAACAUAAAUGGGACUCACGAGACAAGUUUGUUGACAGCAUUUUCUUGAUCAAUGUCAUCACAAGAGAAACCCAAAGUGGUGCUGCUGGCAUGUGGGUCCUUCAACCCCAUCACAAACAUGCACCUGCGUAUGUUCGAACUGGCUAGGGAUCACCUCGAAGACACUGGAAGAUACAGAGUGGUGAAAGGCAUAAUCUCUCCAGUUGGAGACGGCUACAAAAAGAAAGGUCUGAUUGAAGCCUGUCAUCGGUUAGAGAUGGCUAGACUAGCCACGCUGAACUCUGAUUGGAUCACAGUGGAUGACUGGGAGAGCCAGCAGCCGGAGUGGGUGGAGACAGCCAAAGUAGUUCGGCACCAUGCAGAAUGCGUUUUCAGCGAGAACGACAACGACGAUGUGGAUACGGUGAGGUGUGGGAAGAGGAGAAAGCUGGAACAAAAUAAAAUCAUCUCUCAAACCUCAUCUUAUAUUAGCACAAAAGAAGACACCCCUCAUCUGAACCUCCUGUGUGGUGCUGAUGUGCUGGAGUCAUUCGGUGUCCCCAACCUUUGGAAGCCAGAGGAUAUUGAGGAGAUAGUGGGUCGCUAUGGUGUGGCGUGCAUCACCAGGUGCGGCAGUGACCCUGAGAAGUUUGUCAAUCAGUCUGAUGUGCUGUACAAACACCGUAAGAACAUCCACAUGGUUCGGGAAUGGGUGACCAAUGAGAUCUCGGCCACCCAUGUGCGCCGUGCCCUACGCAGGGGACAGAGUGUCCGCUACCUGCUGCCUGACCCCGUGCUGCGCUACAUUCAGGAUCACGGUCUGUACAGUGCUGAGAGCGAGCAGAAGAAUGCUGAUGCUAUCCUCGCCCCUUUUCAGAGAUACAGCACCUCUAAUUAGACUGAUGUUCUGCUGCUUUUCAUCCAGUUUCUUAUUCUGUUCGUGAUCUCUGAUGGAGGGCUGGUCUGUUUCCCACAGAACUUCACUGACACUUGAUUGAUGGUUAAUUUUGCUUGCUUGAACUCAUUUGGUUGUGAGCGAUUGCUUUGGAUUGUAUCAUGAAAGAUUCAGAUUGAUAAAUAAUAUAUUAAAAAUAUAAUUUCAUUUGAUUUAAUUGAUUUAAUGCUGUCAAAUGAUUAAUCACAUCCAACAUAAAAGUUUUUGUUUGCAUA
Puntigrus tetrazona (Sumatra barb) is the source of this 1345-nucleotide messenger RNA. It is a transcript of the gene nmnat1, whose product is annotated as nicotinamide nucleotide adenylyltransferase 1. Gene Ontology annotation, molecular function: nicotinate-nucleotide adenylyltransferase activity; nicotinamide-nucleotide adenylyltransferase activity. Bases 249 to 1073 code for a protein of 274 amino acids. Gene Ontology annotation, biological process: NAD+ biosynthetic process. The transcript is spliced from 5 exons. Lineage: Eukaryota; Metazoa; Chordata; Actinopteri; Cypriniformes; Cyprinidae. The record is from RefSeq and is a predicted model, not a curated record.